UACUAUGUUAGUAUGUUACUGAACUGUGGACUUGGAAUUCAAAGUCUUCUCCAAUGAUCCAAUCAAUCAAAACUGGACGAUCCUUUCACUGCUAAUUACCACUCAAUUUUCUGAAAUCAAACCCAGAGCAAAAUCAAUCUCAUCAAACACUGAAAUCUUGCCAUGGAAGAUCCCUCCAUUGUGAUUCCCAAGCUCCCAAACGACGUGAUCAUCGAAAUUCUCACGAGGCUACCAGUAAAACCCCUCUUGAAAUUCAAAUGCGUCUGCAAAUCAUGGCGAGCCCUAAUUUCCAGCACCCAAUUCGUCGCAGCCCACCUCGAAUUCUCAAAAUCAGCUCCAAAUCUCACUACACACAGACUCAUUUUGAAGUAUCGAGGUAAUACUACGAAGCAGUGUUCAGUUAAUUCCAUACUGCACCAAUCUGUUCCCGAAGCAUUCGAUUUGAGUUGCUCACUUAUAUCUGAGAGAUAUCGUUGGGUGGUGGGUUCUUGCAAUGGUUUAGUUUGCCUGUUGAUAGAUAAAAAAGAAAUGAUUUUGUGGAACCCAUCCACGGGAAUAUGCAAAAAACUGCCAGAUUGCGGCGUGGAAAUAAACGUUGGUGACUACUACUCCUAUUAUACUUCUGGUUUAGGUUAUGAUAAAUCGAGUGAUGAUUAUAAAGUGGUGGGGUUUUUCAAUAACAAUAGGGAUUUAUCUGAGGUGAUGGUGCAAGUUUAUAGUUUGAAGAAUGAUAAGUGGAAGAGGAUCGAGAAUUUCAAGGGGCGUUGGUCGAUGGAUGGUACAGCCACGUUUGCUAAUGGGAAGCUCUAUUGGAUUGCUAAUCAAGGUAAUGAGUUGGAAUCCGGUUGGGACAUUUUGUCCGUUGAUUUGGAGACGGAGGAGUAUGAGAUGCUGCAAGUGCCGAGCUAUGUGAAGAGUGGCUAUUACUCGAGGUUGGGAGGAGCGUGGGAGGGUGUUACGGACGUUCUCCGCAACGGCUCCGUGAUCUUCCUUCUCGACGGAACAACGAGCAAUUCCCACGACAAACUCGCGGAAACUGACCGAAACCUCGCUGAUUUGGUGGACGUCUUCCCCAAAGCAACAAGAAACGUAAAGAUAAUUGCUUGUGUCGGGGGUCUCGUAUCAGAGGGGUCGUUGCACGUGCUGUGCAGCCAUCUGGAGAGCACGGAGGUGUGGACCAUGGAUGUGGGAGGAGGGGAUUGGACGAAGGUGGCUACAGUUCCCUAUAUUGAUGAUUUCUUGAAGUAUAGUUAUAAGAAAGCAUCGUAUGUGCUUAAGGAUGGUCAGGUCCUGUUGCUUUGUGGUUCGACUUUUGUGAUAUAUGAUGCAGAGGAUUGCUCGUUUAGGUAUCCGGAGGUUAGGGACUCGGGUGAACUCGUUGGAGUCGGUGCUUAUCUUGGAAGUUUAGUCUCACCGGUGGGAUGAUGGUGGUAGAUGUUGUUUGUGGUUCGCGAUUGCAUUGCUGGAACGUGAUUGCAUUGCUGGAACGUUAUAUUUCUGUCUUGUUGCGAUUGUAAUUUACUACUGUAUAUAGCAAAAUGGAAUUCUCUCAUCAGUAGUCUGUGAAGUCUUUUUGUAGCAAAUGGUGAAUUACUGACAAUUGAGAGGAGAAUUCCCAAGUGAAGUUAGAUAUUGUGAUACAAGCCAACCUUCAUCAUCCACAACUGAGUAUGAGCAGGAACAAGAGGAAGAGAGAAAGGGCGAUGGAUAGACAAGCAAGCGCGACUCGAGUACUCGUCCAAUAAGACGUCCGCCUACAAAUCUCCAAGACUAUGUGUUACGGACUCAAUUCCCACAUCG
Messenger RNA from Salvia splendens (bonfire salvia), 1800 nucleotides. Its product is annotated as F-box/kelch-repeat protein At3g23880. The record is from RefSeq and is a predicted model, not a curated record. Bases 163 to 1425 code for a protein of 420 amino acids. Lineage: Eukaryota; Viridiplantae; Streptophyta; Magnoliopsida; Lamiales; Lamiaceae. The transcript has 2 exons. Gene Ontology annotation, molecular function: protein binding.